Molecule: messenger RNA, 2637 nt
Organism: Didymodactylos carnosus
Lineage: Eukaryota; Metazoa; Rotifera; Eurotatoria; Philodinida; Philodinidae
Source: the annotation of a GenBank genome assembly
AUGAAUUCUUGUUCAUCAUUAUGUUUGAAUCGUAGUGGACUGAUGCCCACAUUGAAAUGCCUCUCCUGUUCGCUUCUCUAUCACUCCGACUGUGUGAAUGAGUACAAUAACAUUGAACAAGAACAAUCAGAUUUAAAUUUGUGCAGAGCAUGUUGUACAGAACCAUAUCCAAUAUCACUGGAUAAUCCAAUUUUAAAAUCUGAUAAUCAACGUACAAUGGCCGAUACUCACUCAUUAGCGUUUAACCGUUUUGAACUUGUUCGCGGUUGUUUACAAUCGAAACAAUACUAUUGUGUUAAGGUGAAUGAUCGACAUAUCCUGUUGCAUCGGAAUGCUAUCAAAUCCAAUGGUAGUGGAUGGUCAUUAGAGCUUCCACUUGAAAUAAUAUUAAAAUCCUUCGGUACAAAGCAGACGUCAAACAUCGAUGCUGUUUUAGUCAAUCACCAGUUAGAUGAACAUUUGUAUGACAUUAUUGUGUUUCCAGAUAAAUCAGCCAGUAUUGUCAACAGAAACUUAGUAAAAACCGAGACAGAAGAUGGUAAUGUAAAUAUUAACGAAGACGAAGAUCUGCAAAUAUUGAACUACUGUGCUCCUCCCGAACAUCCUUCUUCGCCAGUUGCUGAGCAACAAUCAACAAUAGAGCAACAAUCAACUAUGGAUUAUCAAAUAAAUAAACAAGACGACGAUAAUGAUUCAUCGUAUAACAGUUUUAUACAAGAUUUAGUUUCGCCAAUGACAUCUCCGUGUUAUGCUGAAUUUUCUCAAAUACUAGAAUCAUUCGAUAAAGAAGAAAUCCAACAAUUGCCGCCGCCUCCGUCAUCUUCACCUCCUUCGUUUAAAGAAACACAAAAUUUAGACGAAACUAUUACGGUCAAAAGUUCCCCAUCGAUCUUAUCCACCUCACAAGAUUUACCUAAAGACUCGAAUCUCACUCAACAACUUAAUUCUUCAUCAUCAAAACUAACUAGGAAACGUUCGUCGCGUCAUCGAAAAACAUUUACACCUGUUUGUUAUUCAAAACGUAAAUUAACUCGACCACGAAGACGAUCAGAUUUUAUUUACGAUUCUCUAACUUGUACAUUACAAUCUUUCGACGAGAAACUUAAUGAUGCAGUGAUUACUAGAGAUGAAAAUGAGAAUGAUGGAAUAAUUCUUAGUCCACAAUUAGUUUCGAAUGCUUUAAUAACAAUGGACGAUACGUUCGCAUCUUCUAAAUCACCGACUAAACCAUCUCACGUUACUUCCAAUAAUAAAGAAAUUGUUGAAACAAAAAAUGUAUCAUUAUUUGAUUUAGGCGAAGAAAUGGAAGACAAAAAUUGUUCAGUGCAAUUAAAAUCAAGAGAAACUCAUCUUACCAAGAAUAAUAAUGAACAACAAAAAUGUAAAUUACCACUUUAUACAAGUGAUGAUUUAUCAUGGUUAUCAAGCAUUGGUAUACAAGAAGAUUACAUUAAUAAGUUCAUUAAAACAUUAGACGAUUAUCAGAAAUCGACAAUAAUGACGGCAAACAGCGUCAAACAAAGAAAUAUUGAGAAUAUUGAGAAAGAUAUAGAAAAUAAACCGAUAACUCUAUCGACAAGUACAGCGACAUCAAUAACGGUAAAUGAAGCGCAACAAGAAAAUCAAGAAAAACUUUUGGAAAGUCAAGAACAACUUCCAUCUCAAUUAUCAGCAGAACUGUUAAAUAAUGAACAGCAUCAGAUAGUUACAGAUUCGGCAGUAGUACCAACGGUUAUAAACAAUAAUUUUCAAUAUCAUCAUAAUUCCAUUUCUUCUGUUCCAUCCAUCCACCAUCAGCCACAAGCAAGAUCUUUUCCAGCAUCAAAUACGAAAACAUCUAUCUUAACAACACGAAAAAUAUUUUCCUGUAAAGAAAGUGAAUCAAUUGUACAAAAUAUCAUUGAUUAUCUCGAUGUACAAACAAAAAUAAGAUGCCGUCUGGAUAUAACGAACGUCGUAGAUGAUCUACUGUUUCUUCCUGAUAUUACAGAGAAAUUGUUUACAUUACGAACGUUGUCAAUCUCAAAUAAUCAACAGCAAAAUAUGCUUGCUUGGUUUAACCUAGCACCAUUACUUCAACAAAUCAAUAUUGUCCAAACAGAACAAAAUUUGGCUGUUUAUAUUCGUUAUUCAGCUUUACUUGUGCCAAAUCUACAUGUUUUUAUCGGUUUAUUAACAUGUGGCAUAUUCCUGUUUUUAUUAUCUAUAUUAGGUUUAUGCACUGUUCUCAGACACCAUCAAGUUGGAUUAUUUUUCUAUAUUUUUCUUUUAUUUCUAUUAUUUCUGGUGCAAUUCAUACUAGCUUGCACAUACUUAGCAGUAAACUCACAUACAAAAUAUACCAUGUUGAAAGAUGCUUGGUUAAGUGUUAGAAAUUCUGAAAUUCGUUCCAGUUUACAAACUAAAUAUAAUUGUUGUCCAUUUGAUAAUACGACAACAGCAGCAAUGGAAAAAUGUGGGAACAUAACUUCUACUUCAUAUUGUUAUCCUGUGUUACAAGCACACAUUGACCAUGGUCUUAAACUGGCUGGUUUAAGUACGCUAUUAUUUAGUUUUACACAAAUUAUUGGUAUUUGGUUGACAUUACGAUAUAGAAAUUUGAGAGAUCCAAAUAUUAAUUUGAACAUUAUUUUAUAG